UUAGUUUUGUUGCCCACUUUAUCGUCAUUCUUUCCUAAGGAAUUUCGGCUGGCUAACUUCCCAGGAGGAGGAAAGUUCUAUCUAGGAAGAGUAAUAGGUGAAUACUGAAAUUGGCAGUGGAUUUUCAGUUCCCCGAAUUGUUAGAUAGUCUGCCGGUAUUGGUGAGAAUCUGUCCUUCCUGAACCCGUAAUUUGCCAACUUAAUCACAUAAAUUAAACUUGAAAAACAAACUAGAAUCAAUUCUGUGAAAUAUUGUUUGCCGAAGCCAAGAAAGUGUUACUUAACAUUGUUUCAGUAAACAAAAUUAAAGAAAAAAAACUAAUUUGUUUCCACUUUCAACAGACUUUUAAAUUUAUAUAGCGAUUCACAAAACUAGUUUCGUCAAACGACCUCUUCAGUUGAUCGCCACAUUAUUCAAGAUAACAGACACUGUACGUAGCAAUGCAUGAAAAAUGACCCGUAGCAGUAAUGAGGCUAUUGGCCUACAACAGUCCCUGGGAUGCCUACGUAGUUCCAUUCACUUUUUUUUUUUUUCACCCUAAAUGACCCGAUCCUUUGCCAAGGGAUUGGUAAUACCAUGGCUUUCUUUAUGGGGAGAAAUGCCUUUUACAAAAGUGUGUGUGUAACCACACCUUAUGAGCUGUUUAUUGAUUAUUGUUUAUUAUCAUUUUGCCACUCAAACAAACAUAUACGAAGAAAGUUUAAAAGAAGAUGAGGCAAGGGAACCCAAAAGAGCCAAGAAAGCCAAGAAUAAGGCUUGUGAAUAGGACUCCUUAAGUCGAACUUAAUGUCCACCCAAAUCGUAAUUUAGGUGGCAUGGUCUCAUGAUAAAUUCGACGUCUUUCCCCCUUCUUAAGUGAAGGAUUAUACUACCUGAUUGGUACUUUUAAAUUUCGCGAUUUUAGCGAUUCUAAAAAAAUCGCGAAAUUAAAGAGCCGCGAAUAUAAAUCCACGCGAAAUGUUAAAACCCAUGUAGAAAAUUCAAAACAAGCCAAAAAAAAUUAACAAUUUAGCAACAAAAUAUACAUUAUGUUCAACAAACACCACAAAUUGUUGAUUGGUUUUACUGGCAAUUAAAAGUUCCAUUUUGUAUGUUCAGUUGUGAAAUAGCGUUAAUAGCAAAGAUUUCACACAUUGCUUGUUCCAGUUUAUCUAAAAUAAAAUCAACUUGAGAACGCUUAAAUCGCGAAAUUUAAUGGCCUUUUUUCAUAUUUGCCUGUAGAAAUCGAGAAAAUAAAACCCCCUGAAAAACUAUCUUGCCAAAUUCGCCGAAUUAAGUAUUUCUUUUUCUUUUUUUUUUCUGCCUACUUUCUUCAUGAAUUUUUGCCGCGUAGGUAUUUCGAGUACUCGUGAAUUUUAUGUUUUCGUUUUUCUAUCCAGGUUGUUCCGGUUAUUACUUUGAAAAAUACCAAGAUUUACCAACCAGAGGAGCUCACGCCGUGGAACAUUUCACCAUCCAUGGAAAUCUAUUUCUCGCCUUCGCAAACUUCCGUAGCGACACCUCCGAAAAACACAACACAGACUCAUUCCUCUACAAGUUCAACGACUCAACUGGAAAGUUCUUCCUUUACCAGACCAUAGGUACAAGUGGAGGGCGUGAGGUAGAAUAUUUUACAAUUUCUGAUGAUCAUUAUCUUGCUGUUGCUAAUAGGUAUAAUGGAAUUACGAGCAGACUGAACUCAGUUAUUUAUCGUUGGAAUGGAACAUUGUUUGUUUUCUUUCAAAACGUUCCAACGCUAGGAGCAAUCGACUUUAAUUUUUUUACGAUAGACAAAGAACCCUUUCUUACCGCAGCCAAUUAUCGGAACGAUGUUACAAAAAGUAUAAACUCAAUCAUCUACAAAUGGAAAAACCAAAGGUUUGAAAAGUUUCAGGAGAUAGCAACAAAGGGAUGUCGUAAAAGUGUUGCGUUUGAAAUUAAUAAUGAAAGCUAUGUUGCUUUUGCUAACUCUGUCGGAAACUCAGUCGUUUAUAAGUGGUCAGGGAAAGGCUUCCUCAAACUGCAGACUCUCCAAAAAGCAAUGGGUGCAAAUUUCUUUUAUAUCAAUGAUCACGCGUUCCUGGCCAUUGUCUCUACUCACUCGUUUAUUUACGAGUGGAAUGGAAGUAAGUUUGUGUUAUUUCAGUCUAUUACUACUCCUGCAACCUGGCGUUCGCAUUCAUUUGUCCGAUGUGGUCAAACGUUUCUGGGGGUAACUGAUCGGUCCAGCACAAAAUCCUCGCUGUAUCGAUUCUCUAAUGGCCGGUUCAUUAAAUAUCAAGAGAUUUCAACCUCUGGCGCCAUUGAUAUGACGACAUUUGAAUACAAGGGUCAUGCUUACCUGGCUGUUGCUAAUUCAGGAGAUAACAGCACUCUGUACAGGUGGACCUAA
Molecule: messenger RNA, 2372 nt
Organism: Porites lobata
Lineage: Eukaryota; Metazoa; Cnidaria; Anthozoa; Scleractinia; Poritidae
Source: the annotation of a GenBank genome assembly